AUGGAGAUCAUCAAUGCGACAGACCCUAACACCGCGGAGAACUUCAACGUGAGAGACAUGACAAUGAAGAUGCUGAAAGCCAUCCCCGAUUUUCUAAUGGAACGAAGCGCAAGAAGCUGCAAACUUUUGAGCCCAUCCUUCACGGCUCAUUCUCUGGUUUCUCUAGCAUGCCCGUCGGAAGCCAGAAGGAAUGUCUUGACUUAA
Molecule: messenger RNA, 204 nt
Organism: Prunus armeniaca (apricot)
Lineage: Eukaryota; Viridiplantae; Streptophyta; Magnoliopsida; Rosales; Rosaceae
Source: the annotation of a GenBank genome assembly